AUGCGUUCACGACUUUCCCCCUUGGGGCUAGUCUCCCUCCUUGCAGGCACCGUCGUAGCUUCGCAGGACCUGUCGCAGUAUGUCAACGUGUUUAUUGGCUCCGAAGGACCAGAAGCUGGCACGGGGUUCGGCGGUGGUGAUAUCUUUGUUGGCGGGACGCGUCCAUUUGGCGUUGCGAAGGUCGGGAUUGACACGACUGCGGUGGAUUGGAGUACGGCUGUUUUGAAUGGUGGAUGGACCCCCGAUGGCAAUGUUACGGGUGUCAGUAUGAUGCAUGAGAGUGGUACGGGUGGUUCGCCGAAGUAUGGAUUGAUUUCGCAGAUGCCGUUGACCACGGUUGAUGCGCCGGUUAACGUGCUUGAUAACUUGACCUAUAGUCAGCCGAGAGUUGGCAAAGAUACGGCAACGGUGGGAUAUUUCAAGACUCAGUUGAAGAGUGGUGUCACCAUUGAGUUGUCUGCUUCACGUCAUAGUGGUAUUAUGAACUAUUCUUUCCCGGAGGGUGAGAAACACGUCCUUGUUGAUGUCUCUCAUUAUCUUCCUGGAUCUCCUGGUGAUCCCAAUGGGCAGUUCUUCACCAACGGCGAGAUUCGGAUUGAGGAAAAUGGAAAGGCCUACUCUGGAUAUGGAACCUAUAUCGGCGGAUUCAACAACGGUGCACCUUUCACUGUCUACUUCUGGGGAGAAUUUUCCGAGAAGCCAGAAAAGGCCCAGGCAUUCUCGGGAGACAACACAUCUCCCAUGCCACGCUACCACAACCAUGACAACGGCGGCAUCGCGCAAGCAAAGUUCGGAAAAUCGCAAACAAUCACAUCAGGUCCCAUGAAUGACCGCAUCGGUCUCCUUCUUAGCUGGAAAGACGGCGCUGCUUCGCACAUCAUCUCACGCGUUGGAAUCUCUUCCAUCUCAGCUGACAAGGCUCGCUCGUAUAUCCAGAAGGAGAUCCCGUCCUGGAAACUGAAUGACACUGUCACCGACUCCGUGAAGGAGUGGAACGAGGAUGUUUUCAGUAAGGUUCAAGUUUCGCUAGAUGACUCGGCGAAUAUGACCCAUGUUCGGUUGUUAUAUAGCUCGCUGUACUUCAUUCACAUGAUGCCCUCGGACCGCACGGGCGAGAACCCUCUUUGGGACUCGGGAGAGCCGUACUGGGAUGACUUUUAUACCAUGUGGGAUAUCUUCCGCUGCACGGUUAGCUUCUAUCAUAUUUUCCAGCCCGAGUACUACGAGUCUAUGAUUCGUGGCGUCAUCGAUAUCUACAAACACGAAGGUUACAUGCCCGAUGGCCGCUCCGGCAACUGGAACGGUCUCAGCCAAGGUGGUUCCGACGCCGAUAACGUCCUCGCCGACGCAUACGUCAAAGGACUACGGGGCGGAAUUAACUGGACCGAAGGAUACCUUGCGAUGAAGAAAGAUGCAGAAGUAACACCUUAUAAUACCUUCGACCCUACAGACUUGACUGCCAGUACGAAAGAAGGCCGCGGUGCCCUGGAUGACUGGAAAGAGCUGGGGUAUGUUUCGCAAGACCGCAGCACCCGUUGUAUCUCGCGAACCGUCGAAUACGCUCUCAAUGAUUUUGCCGUUAGCCAGGUUGCCAAGGGCGAGAUGCCUGGUGAUGUCGAGACGUAUCUUAAUCGGUCGGCGAAUUGGCAGAAUAUCUGGGAUCCCAGUGUCACGAGUUUGAACUUCACCGGAUUCUUGGCCCCGAAGCUUUCAAAUGGGAAGUUCAAUUCUAGUGACUAUGAUCCGCUGCUUUGUGAUGGGUGUGAGUGGCAGUCGAUUACUUAUGAGGGGAUUCCGUGGGAAUACUCCUUUGUGAUUCCUCACGAUGUACAGACACUUGUCAAGUUGAUGGGUGGUGCUGAUACCUUCGAGAAUCGUCUGGACUUGAUGUUCAAACCGAACAUGUCGGUCCAAAAUCUUGGUGCCAAUGGUGCGGGAAUCACUACGUUGAUCAAUAUAGGAAACGAGCCUGACUUUGCUACUCCCUACUUAUACAACUACAUCAACAAGCAGUCCAAGAGUGUGGAUCAAUCCCGCAGCCUGGCCACUCAGUACUUUAAAGACGUUGCCUACGGCAUCCCUGGUAACAGCGAUGCCGGUGCCAUGAAUUCCUGGCUGUUAUGGCAGAUGCUCGGUAUUUACCCAAUCGUCACACAGCCCAACUACCUGCUCUCCUCACCCUGGUUCCCCGACCUCAACAUGACAAUCAACGGGAACAGCACUCUGCGGAUCUCCGCCACGGGUUUGGACGAGGGCUACUACGUGCAGAGCGUGAAGAUCAACGGCAAGCAGUGGACUAAGAAUUGGUUCGAGCACGACGAUGUCAUGACGCGGGGCGGACACAUCGAGUUCGAACUUGGCAAGGAUGAGAAGGCCUGGGAGUCCGGCGAGGCGCCGCCCUCACCCGGGCAUGUGGAUCGGAACUAG
Molecule: messenger RNA, 2427 nt
Organism: Penicillium atrosanguineum
Lineage: Eukaryota; Fungi; Ascomycota; Eurotiomycetes; Eurotiales; Aspergillaceae
Product: GH92 family glycosyl hydrolase
Exons: 9
Coding region: 1-2427 (808 amino acids)
Biological process (GO): protein deglycosylation; protein quality control for misfolded or incompletely synthesized proteins; carbohydrate metabolic process
Cellular component (GO): cytosol; nucleus
Molecular function (GO): peptide-N4-(N-acetyl-beta-glucosaminyl)asparagine amidase activity; carbohydrate binding
Source: RefSeq, a predicted model, not a curated record